GUAUCCUAAAGGGGGGGUGGAGAGACUCCAUGUGUUGCUGCUCUUUGGCCAGGCAGCGUGCAGCAGUGCUGCAGCAACUCGCCAGUCUUUGUGUCCUAUAACACUUAAUGAGUACAGACUGAACCGACACAUUAAACCACCGGAGCGACCGGGCAGAGCUCCGGUAUUCGACUGAGAUGCUCUGAAGGACAGAAGAAGUAUCCGGGUGUCUUCUGCAGAGACUGGGAGUCUGGUUGGAUCCACUUCCUGCGGUUCGGUCAACAACAACAACAACAACAACAACAUGGACGAGAUGGACGACUACAUCUGGCAGCGCCGCAUCCAGCACGGCGUGAGGUAUCAGAAGAACUCCGUCCCGUUCCCAGACUCGGUAGAUAUCGGUUUGGAUUUCAACGCGACGUUGGAAAGGACGGAAAAGUUAGAUCUGAGUCUGCUGACGAACGGCGUGAUGCUGGAGCUUUGUGAAUUCGCCAAAACGGUGACCAAGUCCGAGACGUACUUCCUGUUUGAAAUGCUGGACUUCAACUUCGACCUCGGCGUGGAUGUGGACAUCGACCAGCAGUACUACGACUACUCGAGACGCGCGCACAAUAAAAUAAAGCUGCUGAAGGAGCAAAUCAAAGUGAAACCGCAGAGAUGGAAAGAAACGUUUCCGCUGCCAGACCUGAGCGCGAUUCUCGGGGCGACAGACAGACAGUCCAGAAAGUACUACCCGAAAAGGAACAAAAUGGUGGACUUUUCGGUCCUCAGUAUUGGCAGCAAUAACAGCCAGUCUGCAGAACAUCAGAAGACCGAAAGUAACGGAGACAUGUAUGUUGUAAAAAGAGGUGGAUUAAAAACAACGGAGAAUACCUUCUCUUACUGUAGAAACCUCGGUGUGACUCCGGUUGUUCGACCGGGCAACGAGCCCAGAGAGAAACUCGACCCGAGUCUGGUGAACAACGGCGUGAUGUUGGAGCUGCUCAACUUCUCCCGAGUGCUUUGUGGGACGCACACCGGGAUCGUUUACGACUUGGUGAAGCAAAACUUUGGCCACGAGUUGGACAAAACGUUGUUCCGUAUGCAGCUAAGCAAGCUGAUGGAGAGGAAGUACGCGUGCCUAACGCCCGAGGACAAAGACGCUUUCCGAAAGGAGCCGUUCGAAGUCCAGACCCAGAAACGGGAAUACAAGCGUAAACGGAAAAUAGACCCAACCGCAGAUUACGAAGAACAGGAAGGACUAACGAUGACCAGUAAAAGAAGAGGUACGCCGAAGCUCAUGGACGAUUACGUGAAAGACUUUUGUCAGGAUGGCGACCUGUCUUACAUGUGUCCGGUUGACUUUGAGACAGAAAUGCAGUCCGGUUCGGACGCCAAACCAGAAACGAUGACGUUCGAAAGUAGUUUUUCGGAAACCGAGUUCUCCGUGGAUGUAAAGGAGGAAGAGGAGGAAGUGGUCGUCUCCCCGGUGCCGCCUCGGACUAAUUGUUUGCCCAGCACUCAUCCGAAGAACCCGACACUAAAAGCAGUCUCGGCGCUGUUUUCCGAAGACGACAACGUGGACAGCGAUGCAAAAACACCGAAGCAGAAGCUGUGGACGAGACGCACCACUCGUGCAAAACAAAUCCUGAAAUCGAGCAAAGUGAACGACCUGUUCGCCCGCUGCAGGGAGAUAGCGUUGGACUUCAACGUCGGCUCGGGCAACAAACAGAACGUGGAUCCGUUCCUUCUCACCAAUCACGUGUUGUUCGAGAUCUACAGAUUCGCGACUACGAUGUCCAAGAGUUUCCGCAGUUUCUUGUUUGAGAUUCUGGACAUGAACUUCAACCUGGUCCCCCAGGGUAACCUGUACCAUCGCAAUUUCAUAUACUACAUGAUAACGAAAGAAAAGAUCCUUCAGAACCACCCCGACAGAUGGAAACCGGAGUUUCUCAGCAGCCCCUUUCAGUUCCCGGAAGUUUACAACAUGGUUGACGUGACGAGCGAUUUCAAAACGGGACAGGGAGUGGAGACGGAGCAGCCGGUGAGCGUGGAUUUGCCGGCUUCGGCUGAAAGCCAGGAAGCAGAUAUGGAGCUUCACCCGUACUGUAAAAAGUUCGGCCUUAACCUUUGGUCACUAGCAGAACGUCCGGCGAACCAGAAGCUCGAUUUGACGGCCUUGACGACCGGCGCUGUGCUCGAGACAUUCGGCUUCGUGCGAGAGCUGUGCGCGCCGGUCCGCGAGAUGGUUAACGAUGUCCUGGAGCACAACUUUGAUCUCAAUCUGCAAAGCGAAGCAUCGGUCGCGUCGGGCGUGAUCAAGAGAUGGUACUCCUUGCAGAAGAGCGUGAUGAAAGGCCAGUCCCCGUCCCCGAAGAUCACUCGGUGGUUGAACACGGUCGUCCCGAUAAACGGCUACUCGCAGCUCAGUCGAAAACCGAAAACCGCCAAUGGAUCUCGGGACCUGGACUCCGGAGAAGAAGAAGAAGACGUAAAACCGGAAAUGGAGGACUUUCUCGUAGAUGUGAAGACCGAGGAGACGAUGGAGGAGGAUGAAACGAUUGACAGCUACGACUUCUGCGAAGAAAUAGGACUGAUCCUGGACGUGGGAUCCAAACCGGAAGCCGGCGCGAAGCUGGACCUGCGGCUCCUGACGAGGGGGGUCCUCUACGAGGUGCACCGGUACGUGGAACGCAACUGCAACCGAUACGUUCCCGCUCUGUACGAGAUCCUGGAGUACAACUUCGACCUGAGCUCCCAGAACCACCGCCGGGUGGAGUUCGCCUGGGCCGUCGCGUCGCAGGUGAUCGCCAUAGCGGGGAAGAACGGCAGGAAGGGAGACUAUCUGAAGAGAGCGAUCGAGUUGCCGAUCGAAGUCUCGGAGUCCCGGGAGGCCGUGUGCAAAGAGGAGCCGGACGACUGCUUCGGCGAGACGGACUACAGCGAUAACGACAUCGUGUUUGUCCGAGAACUGAAGCCAGUUGACAUAGAAGUGGAGAUAGAGUAGAAGUCAGAGCUUCUGUCAAUGGACAAAGUCACAAUUAGGGAUUCCCGAUGUCACACACACACAUAUACAUACACACA
Molecule: messenger RNA, 3042 nt
Organism: Perca flavescens (yellow perch)
Lineage: Eukaryota; Metazoa; Chordata; Actinopteri; Perciformes; Percidae
Exons: 2
Coding region: 284-2965 (893 amino acids)
Source: RefSeq, a predicted model, not a curated record